Messenger RNA from Cuscuta epithymum, 4121 nucleotides. The record is from the annotation of a GenBank genome assembly. NCBI's taxonomy places the organism in Eukaryota, Viridiplantae, Streptophyta, Magnoliopsida, Solanales, Convolvulaceae.
CCACGGACCAGGGACGGACGAACGAAGCACCAGGGAAUCUCGAUGCAGAUAAACCUGUUCCUCCUUGCGAUGUCUGCGGAUACCGAACGUCUCCUCGAUGUAAGGACGCCGGUAGGACCAAGGACCAGGGACGAACGAAGCACCAGGGAAUCUCGAUGCAGAUAAACCUGUUCCUCCUUGCGAUGUCUGCGGAUACCGAACGUCUCCUCGAUGUAAGGACGCCGGUAGGACCAAGGACCAGGGACGAACGAAGCACCAGGGAAUCUCGAUGCAGAUAAACCUGUUCCUCAUUGAGAUGUCCGCGGAUACCGAACGUCUCCUCGAAGUAGGGACGCCGGUAGGACCAAGGACCAAUGACGAACGAAGAGUAUAGAUUGCCUCCCUCAAACAAAAAAAAAAAAAAAAAAAAAAAGAUGGGGAGAGGAGGAGGGUAGCUCCUAUGUGGAAGGGAAUCUUGCCCGGGUGUGCCAGAUCUUCUCCCACCGCCGAAGACGAACGCCUCUCGAUGUAGAGGUUAGUAGAGACGCGGAGGGGGCUAGACGAACCAAGGGAGCCUUGCCAAGAUAAACCUGUUCAUCCCACAAUGACCAUGGAUCGAUGGACGUGGGAUAACAAAGACGGGAACCCGUGAGGGUAAACCAGUUCGUCCCUGCGAGUUCCUUGGGUACCGAACGUCUUCUUCGAUGCAAGAGACGCCGGUAAGACUAAAAGGACCAGGGACGAACGAAAAAGGGGGAAUCUCGAUGUAGAUAUACCUGUUCCUCAUUGCGAUGUCCGCGGAUACCGAACGUAUCUUCGAUGUAAGAACGCCGGUAGGACCAAGGACCAAUGACGAACGAAGAUUAAAAGACUCCAAAAAAAAAAAAAAAAAAAAAAAAAAAAAAAAAAGAUGCCAGAAGAGCACGGAGCAAAGAACGAUUUUAUCCCUCGGCGCUAUUGGCCGGGAAGUACAAACUGGAAAACAUAUGUAAAGAAUAAUUACAAAACUUAGGUACGAAGAAUGAAGUGGCCGACGACGAUCGGCUAACAUCAGGUUUUCUUUUGCCUCGAACGACGAUUAGCCCCCCAGAUCAGGUAGAAGGGACAUCGCCCAGAUUUAUUUCAGGCUCACCAUUCCUUCCCGGAUGGAGUCCUGGCAGACGAUCGGCUUCUCACAGCCAAUCAGGAGAGAGACUUGACACAUCACCAGCACGGCCGAGGGCCGUGAGACGAUUACCACUCACCGACAGGCCGAGGGCCAUGAGAUGAUCAUCACUAUUUUUCUGUAUCACGAUCGGCCCCUCAGCGCCAUCGUGUCCAGACUCACGGUUCGUCUUGCCCAUUCCCUCCAGGAUGGCGACGACCGUCUUAUACAGCACGAUCGGCUUCUCAGCGCCGUCGUGUCUCUUUCACGUUCGGAUCGCGCAUCUCUUCCAGGAUGGCGACGAACGUCUUAUGCGGUACGAUCGGCCCCUCAGCGCCAUCGUACCUGGCUUCACGGUUCGGCUCGCCCAUUUCCUCCAGGAUGGCGACGACCGUCUUAUGCAGUGCGAUCGGCCCCUCAGCGCCAUCGUACCUGGCUUCACGGUUCGGCUCGCCCAUUCCCUCCAGGAUGGCGACGACCGUCUUAUGCAUCACGAUCGGCUUCUCAGCGCCAUCGUGUCUCUUUCACGUUCGGAUCGCCCCAUUCCCUCCAGGAUGGCGACGAACGUCUUAUGCCGUACGAUCGGCCCCUCAGCGCCAUCGUACCUGGCUUCACGGUUCGGCUCGCCCAUUCCCUCCAGGAUGGCGACGACCGUCUUAUGCAUCACGAUCGGCCUCUCAGCGCCAUCGUGUCUCUUUCACGUUCGGAUCGCCCCAUUCCCUCCAGGAUGGCGACGAACGUCUUAUGCCGUACGAUCGGCCCCUCAGCGCCAUCGUACCUGGCUUCACGGUUCGGCUCGCCCAUUCCCUCCAGGAUGGCGACGACCGUCUUAUGCAUCACGAUCGGCCUCUCAGCGCCAUCGUGUCUCUUUCACGUUCGGAUCGCCCCAUUCCCUCCACGAUGGCGACGAACGUCUUAUGCCGUACGAUCGGCCCCUCAGCGCCAUCGUACCUGGCUUCACGGUUCGGCUUGCCCAUUCCCUCCAGGAUGGCGACGACCGUCUUAUGCAUCACGAUCAGCGUACCAGCGCCAUCGUGUCUCUUUCACGUUCGGAUCGCCCCAUUCCCUCCAGGAUGGCGACGAACGUCUUAUGCCGUACGAUCGGCCCCUCAGCGCCAUCGUACCUGGCUUCACGGUUCGGCUCGCCCAUUCCCUCCAGGAUGGCGACGACCGUCUUAUGCAUCACGAUCGGCCUCUCAGCGCCAUCGUGUCUCUUUCACGUUCGGAUCGCCCCAUUCCCUCCAGGAUGGCGACGAACGUCUUAUGCCGUACGAUCGGCCCCUCAGCGCCAUCGUACCUGGAUUCACGGUUCGGCUCGCCCAUUCCCUCCAGGAUGGCGACGACCGUCUUAUGCAUCACGAUCGGCUUCUCAGCGCCAUCGUGUCUCUUUCACGUUCGGAUCGCCCCAUUCCCUCCAGGAUGGCGACGAACGUCUUAUGCCGUACGAUCGGCCCCUCAGCGCCAUCGUACCUGGCUUCACGGUUCGGCUCGCCCAUUCCCUCCAGGAUGGCGACGAACGUCUUUAUGCAGCACGAUCAGCAUCCCAGCGCCAUCGUGUCUGGCUCACGUUAGGGUCGCCCACCCCUUUCAGGAUGGCGACGAACGUCUUUAUGCAGCACGAUCAGCGCCCCAGCGCCAUCGUGUCUGGCUCACGUUAGGGUCGCCCAUCCCUUUCAGGAUGGCGACGAACGUCUCAUAUGCAGCACGAUCAGCGUCCCAGCGCCAUCGUGUCUGGCUCACGUUAGGGUCGCCCAUCCCUUUCAGGAUGGCGACGAACGUCUUUAUGCAGCACGAUCAGCGUCCCUGCGCCAUCGUGUCUGGCUCACGUUAGGGUCGUCCACCCCUUUCAGGAUGGCGACGAGCGUCUCUUAUACAGCACGAUCAGCGCCCCAGCGCCAUCGUGUCUGGUUCACGUUAGGGUCGCCCAUCCCUUCCAGGAUGGCGACGAACGUCUCUUAUGCAGCACGAUCAGCGCCCCAGCGCCAUCGUAUCUGGCUCACGUUAGGGUCGCCCAUCCCUUUCAGGAUGGCGACGAACGUCUCUUAUGCAGCACGUCUGCCCCUCGGCGCUGACAUGCCCGGUUUAUCGAUGAGAGCCACCGCUUUCUAUCACAUCUCACAUUCCUUCUCUCAUACAUUGCACUCAUACAUUACAUGCAUUCAUGCAUUCAUGCAUCAUACCUCAUACAUUCAUACAUACACACGUGCACCAUGUUUUGACAGUACCGCGACGUCGGUUUGUAGAUGCAUGGACCUCUAAGCUCCUCCGAUUGGAAAGCUCGAGUCAGGGUCCUCUACUCUCGCCUGAUGCAUUCAGGGGGAGCGUGCCCGUAGAGGAGCACCCUUCGCCCAACCCCGUCGGGAAGGGGGGUGCCUCACCGGCAGAUUACGUUCAGGAGUGCAGACACUCACUCGUAUAUUAUGAUUAUUCGAAGACACAGUUUCCAGCAAGACAGAGGAGGAGCGCAGGCAAGAGUAUACUUUCUCGAGCAGAUUCGCACGCUCACUACUCAAGAAACUAGGGGACUUGUGUUGGGAUAUAUUACCCCGGCCUAUUACUGUUCAGGAGCCCGAGCAGCUAGGUCCAUUUCGGCCCAUUCUGGCCCACUUUGGCCAUUAGGCCCGGCAUCGGCCCGUUUGGCCCAUUAGGGUGGAGAGCACCCUUCCCCUUUCCCCUAUAAAUAGGAGGCUUCCCUCCAUGUUUUGGGGAUCCUCUUUUAGCUUCAUCUUCCUCCUUCUUUUAGACUUAGCUCAAUACUCCAUUAAUGGGAGCUUGUACAAUGUAAUUGUGAGGAGAGUCCUAAUGAGAAAGAGAGGGCUUGGACAUUAGCCGAAAAAGUCCCGUGGUUUUCUCCCUUUCGGGUUUCCACGUAAAAACUGAGUUGUUCAUACACAUUUAUACAUAUAUUUACUAUAUCGUGUUGGAUUAAACUCAACACUUUCAUAUGACACCAAUAUUGAGUAUAUAAAAAUUUAUCUAUCUAUACAUAAUACAUUAA